This is a messenger RNA of Aspergillus terreus NIH2624, 5229 nucleotides long. Its product is annotated as DNA-directed RNA polymerase II subunit RPB1. The transcript has 5 exons. The record is from RefSeq and is a predicted model, not a curated record. Gene Ontology annotation, molecular function: DNA binding. Lineage: Eukaryota; Fungi; Ascomycota; Eurotiomycetes; Eurotiales; Aspergillaceae. Gene Ontology annotation, cellular component: RNA polymerase II, core complex. Gene Ontology annotation, biological process: transcription by RNA polymerase II. Bases 1 to 5229 code for a protein of 1742 amino acids.
AUGUCGAACGUCUACUUCCCCUACUCCAAGGCGCCUUUGCGCACCAUCAAGGAGAUCCAGUUUGGUCUAUUCUCCCCAGAGGAGAUUAAGCGGAUGAGCGUGGUCCAUGUGGAAUAUCCUGAGACGAUGGAUGAACAAAGACAGCGGCCGCGCACAAAGGGUUUGAAUGACCCUCGCCUUGGGACGAUCGAUCGGCAGUGGAAUUGUGAGACUUGUGAGGAAGGCCAGAAAGAGUGUCCCGGUCAUUUCGGACAUAUCGAGCUUGCCACUCCGGUUUUCCACAUCGGUUUCUUGACCAAAAUCAAGAAACUUCUUGAGACGGUCUGCCACAACUGUGGCAAGAUCAAAGCCGACUCGAUUCAGUCUGAUCCCAAGUUCCUGGAAGCCCUGCGUAUGAGGGACCCUAAGCGACGUUUCGAUCACAUCUGGCGGAUUUCGAAGGAUAUCUUGAUCUGCCAGGCCGACCCUCCUCCGGACGAUGACGACCCGUUUUCGAAAGAGAGCUCUAAGCCCGUGAGACACCACGGCGGGUGCGGUAACUCUCAGCCUACGAUCCGCAAGGAGGGAAUUACGUUAGUCGGAACAUGGAAGCCGAACAAGAUGCUGGAUGAAGAUGACAUGCAGCAGCCAGAGAAAAAGACCAUCACCCCUCAGAUGGCUUUGAAUGUCUUCCGCAACAUCUCUCAUGAAGAUGUUCGCAUCAUGGGCCUGAGCAAUGACUAUGCUCGUCCUGAGUGGAUGGUCAUCACGGUUCUUCCCGUCCCUCCCCCGCCAGUGCGGCCCAGUGUCCUCGUUGGUGGCAGCACCAGCGGACAGCGUGGUGAGGAUGACUUGACGUAUAAGUUGGCUGAAAUUGUCCGCGCGAACCAGAAUGUCCAGAGAUGUGAACAGGAAGGCGCCCCCGAACACGUCGUACGCGAAUUUGAAUCCUUACUCCAGUACCAUGUCGCCACGUACAUGGACAACGAUAUUGCUGGUCAACCGAAGGCUAUGCAAAAGUCUAACCGACCGGUCAAGGCCAUCCGCAGUCGUCUGAAGGGUAAGGAGGGUCGUCUGCGACAGAACCUGAUGGGUAAGCGUGUGGAUUUCUCUGCACGUACCGUCAUUACCGGUGACCCCAACUUGUCUCUUGAUGAGGUCGGUGUCCCCAAGAGUAUUGCGCGAACCUUGACCUAUCCCGAGGUUGUUACGCCGUACAACAUCGAAAAAUUACAACAGCUUGUCAUGAACGGCCCGAACGAACACCCCGGAGCCCGAUACAUCGUCCGAGACAACGGCGAACGCAUUGACUUGCGUCACGCCAAGAGAGCUGGAGGUCAACAGUUGUUGUAUGGAUGGAAGGUCGAACGACACAUCAUGGAUGGCGAUGUGAUUCUUUUCAAUCGUCAGCCCUCUCUGCACAAAGAGUCCAUGAUGGGUCAUCGUGUCCGUGUGAUGCCAUAUUCUACCUUUCGACUGAACUUGUCCGUCACCACGCCCUACAACGCCGAUUUCGAUGGUGAUGAAAUGAACUUGCAUGUUCCUCAGAGCGAAGAGUCGCGAGCAGAACUCAGUCAGCUCGCCUUGGUUCCGAUGAACAUUGUUUCUCCCCAGCGAAACGGCCCGCUCAUGGGUAUUGUGCAAGAUACUCUUUGUGGUAUCUACAAGAUCUGCCGGCGUGACAUCUUCCUGACCAAGGACCAAGUCAUGAACAUGAUGAUGUGGGUUCCUGAUUGGGAUGGUGUUAUCCCGCCACCAGCGAUCUUGAAGCCUAGACCCAGAUGGACUGGAAAGCAGAUGAUCAGCAUGGCUCUGCCUUCAGGACUGAAUCUCUUGCGCGUUGACAAGGAUAACUCUGCCUUGUCGGAGAAGUUCUCACCUUUGAACGAUGGUGGUCUCCUUAUCCAUGGUGGACAGUUGAUGUAUGGAAUGUUUUCCAAGAAGACUGUCGGUGCCAGCGGUGGAGGUGUUAUCCAUACCAUCUUCAACGAGUACGGACCCGGUACUGCGGUGGCAUUCUUCAACGGCGCCCAGUCUAUCGUGAAUUAUUGGCUGCUCCAUAAUGGCUUCAGUAUCGGAAUUGGUGAUACUAUUCCAGAUGCUCUCACAAUCCAGAGAAUCGAGAACUGUGUGCGUGUCAGGAAGAAGGAGGUCGAAGCUAUCACUGCCAGUGCUACUGAGAAUACUCUUGAGCCUUUGCCUGGUAUGAAUGUUCGAGAGACCUUUGAGAGUAAGGUCUCUCGUGCUUUGAACAACGCUCGUGAUGAAGCUGGUAGCGAGACGGAGAAGAGUUUGAAGGAUCUUAACAACGCCAUCCAGAUGGCUCGGUCCGGUUCCAAGGGAUCCACCAUCAACAUCUCACAGAUGACGGCGGUGGUGGGUCAACAAUCCGUCGAGGGUAAGCGUAUUCCUUUUGGCUUCAAGUACCGUACUUUGCCGCACUUCACGAAGGACGAUUAUUCGCCCGAGUCCCGUGGCUUCGUCGAGAACUCCUACCUCCGUGGUCUUACUCCUACCGAGUUCUUCUUCCACGCGAUGGCUGGUCGUGAGGGUCUUAUCGAUACCGCCGUCAAAACGGCCGAGACUGGUUACAUUCAGCGUAAGCUGGUCAAGGCCCUGGAAGAAGUUAUGGUCAAGUAUGAUGGUACCGUUCGUAACUCUCUGGGCGAUGUCAUUCAGUUCGUCUACGGAGAGGAUGGUCUUGACGGCGCUCACAUCGAGAACCAACGGGUUGAUAUUAUCAAGUGUUCUGAUGACAAGUUCCGGGACCGCUUCCGCGUCGAUCUCAUGGAUCCUGAGCGCAGCCUGGGACCGGAGAUCUUGGAGCAGGCUAAUGAAAUUGCGGGUGACGUGGAGGUCCAAAGAUAUCUGGACGAAGAGUGGGAGCAACUUCUCAAGGACCGAGCGUUCCUUCGGACUGUCGCCAAGGAGGACGAAGAGAUGAUGCAGCUUCCGAUCAAUGUGCAGCGCAUUCUCGAAACUGCCCGGAGUACGUUCCGUAUCCGUGAAGGAACCAUCAGUGAUUUGCAUCCUGCGGAAGUCAUUCCUCAGGUCCAGUCUCUACUUGAUCGCCUGAAGAUUGUGCGUGGCGACGAUAUUAUUUCGGUUGAAGCCCAGGAGAAUGCGACACUGCUCUUCAAGGCGCAACUGCGCAGCCGCCUUGCGUUCCGAAGACUCGUUACCGAGUAUUCCAUGAACAAGCUGGCCUUCCAACACGUUCUUGGAGCCAUCGAAACUCGGUUUGCCAAGGCUGCUGCCAGUCCGGGAGAGAUGGUUGGUGUACUUGCGGCGCAGUCUAUUGGUGAGCCGGCUACACAGAUGACGCUGAACACCUUCCACUUUGCUGGUGUGUCGUCUAAGAACGUUACUCUUGGUGUUCCUCGUCUCAAGGAAAUUCUAAACGUCGCCACCAACAUCAAGACACCCUCCAUGACUGUUUACCAAGAGCCAUACACAUGCCAUGACAAGGAAAGUGCCAAGCAACUGCGAAGCGCUGUCGAACACACGAGCUUGCGUUCCGUGACCGAGGCUACUGAGAUCUACUAUGAUCCGGAUAUUCAGACUACGGUCAUUGAAAACGAUCGGGAUAUGGUCGAAUCGUACUUCAUCAUUCCCGAAGAUGUCACGGAUGAUUCGACUCGCCAGUCUAAGUGGCUGCUCCGUAUCAUUCUUAGUCGUCCCAAGCUUCUCGAUAAGGGACUCACUGUCCAGGACGUUGCUACGAGGAUCAAGCAGGCCUAUCCCAAAGAUAUUGCUGUCAUUUUCAGUGACAACAACGCCGACGAGCAGGUUAUCCGUAUCCGUCAGAUUCAGGAUUACAAGGAUGAUGAAGAUGACGAUGAUAUUGAGUAUGACGUUACACUCAAGAAGCUGGAGCAGCAUCUCUUGGAUACCCUCACUCUUCGUGGUGUGCCCGGUGUGGAGCGUGCGUUCAUCAACGAGAAGAGCAAGGUACGCGUUCUUGAAGAUGGGUCAUUGUUCGUCAGCAAGACCGAUCCUCUCUGCAAGGAAUGGGUGUUGGAGACAAGUGGUUCGUCUCUUGGUGAGGUUCUGGCGAUUCCCGGGGUGGAUGCUACUCGCACAUACUCCAACCAGUUUAUCGAGGUGUUCGAGGUGUUCGGUAUCGAAGCAGCCCGGACAGCUGUUCUUCGCGAGUUGACACAGGUGCUGGCUUUCGAUGGUUCCUACGUCAACCAUCGUCAUUUGGCCCUUCUGGUUGACGUGAUGACUGUGCGGGGUUACCUGACUCCCGUCACUCGGCACGGUAUCAAUCGUGCUGACAACGGUGCUCUUAUGCGGUGUUCUUUCGAAGAGACCGUGGAGAUUCUUUUGGAGGCAGCUGCUUUCGGAGAAUUGGAUGACUGCCGUGGUGUGUCAGAGAACUUGAUUCUGGGACAAAUGGCACCUGCUGGUACUGGAGAGUUCGACAUCUAUCUUGACCAGAACCUUCUCAACACUGUCGUUUCGAACAACGCCCGCUACGGUGUGAUGGGUGCGAUCGGCGCCAAGGACGCAAUCAUCUCGGACGGUGCUGCGACGCAGUACGACACUGGUUCGCCAAUGCAGGAGAGCGCGUAUAUUGGUACCCCCGACCCGGAUUCGAACUUCUCUCCUAUCCGGCAGGCAGGCGCGGAAUCACCUGGUGGCUUUACGGAGUAUCAACCUACUGCAGGAUUUGGGGGCGGGUUUAGCCCCGCGCCCACUAGCCCGUUGGGCUACUCCCCUGGCAGUCCUUUCAGCGGCGGCGCCACGUCCCCCAGCUACUCUCCGUCGUCCAGCUACUCCCCUACGUCCCCCGGCAUGGGUAUCACCAGCCCUCGGAUGACCUCGCCGGGAUUCUCACCCGCAAGCCCGGCGUUCGGACCGACGUCGCCUGCUUACUCCCCUACGUCACCUGCGUAUGGACAGGCCUCUCCGACUUCACCGUCGUACUCCCCAACGUCACCGGGCUUCUCACCGACAUCGCCGAACUACAGCCCCACGUCGCCAAACCUCAGUCCUGCUUCGCCAGUGUUCAGCCCGACAUCCCCGAGCUACAGUCCUACUAGCCCUGCGCUCGGUGCUGGUCGAAACAUGUCUCCUACAUCGCCAACGUCUCCCAAGUACACCCCGACCUCGCCUGGGUGGUCUCCGACAAGUCCCCAGUCUUACUCGCCAACUUCACCAAACAUUGGUGGCUCACCGACGUCGCCUGGAGGGGCCUACAGUCCGACGUCGCCUACGUACAGCCCUACCUCGCCGCGUCAGUGA